CAACUAAUACAUUUGUUUUUUCUUUGCCUAAUGGCGCAAUUUAUACUAGACCAGAGCUUGAAUGUCCACGAAUCGGCGUAUUCCUGCUAUUGGUACGAUAUGCCUGUUGAUAUCCGUACAGAUAUAAUACUGAUUUUACUGAGGAGUCGUGUACCAUGCAAAAUAAUGGCUGGAAAAUUAUUCGUUAUGUCGCUGGAAAACUUCUGCUCAAUUCUACAAACGUCAAUGUCAUAUUUUACUGUAUUAGCUUCAUUUCGAUAAAAUUUGCUGAUA
Molecule: messenger RNA, 273 nt
Organism: Harpegnathos saltator (Jerdon's jumping ant)
Lineage: Eukaryota; Metazoa; Arthropoda; Insecta; Hymenoptera; Formicidae
Product: odorant receptor coreceptor-like
Exons: 3
Coding region: 31-261 (76 amino acids)
Biological process (GO): sensory perception of smell; detection of chemical stimulus involved in sensory perception of smell
Cellular component (GO): plasma membrane
Molecular function (GO): olfactory receptor activity; odorant binding
Source: RefSeq, a predicted model, not a curated record